ACGACACAACCUGCGCUGGUAUGGCUACGCAAUCGUCAGACAAUCUCACAAGAUUUGCCCUCAGCGGACUUUCCAACAUGUGCGGAGGGGCAGUUACAAAUCCUAUUGAUGUCAUAAAGAUUCGCAUGCAGCUUGAUAAUGAACUUGGUUCAAAAAUCAGCACUAAGAACAUUUUCAAAGACCGUUAUUACAAAGGAUUUAUAAGAGGUGCCAUCAGAAUCUUCUCAGAGGAAGGCUUCAGAGGCCUUUACAAAGGUCUUGUCCCUUCAAUGAUGAGAGAAGGUUCGUACAGUACUAUUCGCCUUGGUGCAUAUGAGCCCAUAAAAUUUCAACUUGGCGCCACUGACAUUGCUCACACUCCGCUGUGGAAAAAGAUUGUUGCUGGAGCGACUUCAGGAACUAUAGGCAGCGCCAUUGCCACACCCACGGACCUGGUCAAGGUUCGUUUUCAAGCCGUGGGCCCUGGUCACGAGUCGGAAUAUCGACACACUUUUCAUGCGUUUUGGACAAUUGCCAGAAAGGAAGGUGUAAGAGGACUGUGGACAGGCGUUGGACCUACAGUUCAACGCGCAGCCAUCUUAACAGCCGCACAGAUUCCAUCGUAUGAUCACACUAAGCACACACUUUUAAAUGCUCAGCUGAUGGAAGAAGGGCCAGCGCUGCAUGGCGUCUCGUCUGUCAUAGCUGGGUUUGUGACAGCUUGCAGUACAUCACCGUUUGACGUGGUGAAAACGCGCAUGAUGAACCAGAAAAAAGAUGUCAGUGGAAAACCGUUAGUUUACAGAAAUACGAUACACUGUAUAGAAAAAAUUGUAAGACAUGAAGGAAUACUGGGACUUUAUAAGGGAUUCAUACCAAACUGGAUGCGAAUUGGACCUCACACGAUUGUUACAUUUUUUGUCUUUGAAAAACUCAGAUAUUUAGUCGGUAUGAAACCAGUAUAGAACUGUUUUUUUUAUUGUUGUUGGAAUUUCGAAACAGUUGAUUAUUUACUGGCAUAUAUUUUUGUACUCUGUAUCAGAAAUUUUACUGUUGUGGACUAUUUACUUAAACAAAAUAUGCAGGCAUAUUUGUUUGUAUACUUGUGGACCGGUAUUUUUGGCUUUACAAGUUUAUUCGGAAUUUACUUGGUGAUUCUGAAACUUUCAGUAGGCCGUUAAUUUAUCCCUCGCUGGACAAAUCAGUCAUCACUAUAUAUAUUUUUUGUUGUUGUUUAACUUAUUUAUAAUGAUUAAAUAUACUAUAUUUAAUAUACUAAACCUUAUAAAUGUAUUUUGUUCAUAUAAGGAAGGUGCGAUGUUCUACAACUUUUUCAUUGUAUUUAAUUAAGGUGCAAAUUUUUUGUUAUUCUUGAAAAACAACACAAUAAAAACAAAUUUUAAAUGUUCGGCAUUUGCUGUAUUCUGUAGUUGUUGUAUUUUGGAAUCUCUACCAAUUUCCUCUCGCGCGCACCUUCACGAAAUUUGAACUAUUAGCGACUCGAUCAAGUUAUUUGAACUUCGUGCGGAACUUCUUUUGGUAGCUUCAAUGAACGAUGCUUGUUCCGUGAUACUGAUGCUAGACCGGUUUAUGACAACUUUAUUUAUAGUCAAUGACUGUUGCUUUAUUCAAUUCCAUUUCAAAAUCUUUUUCAUGUAAUCUAUCAAACAUGAAAGACCGUGUUUGACCACAUUUUCCAAACACCAAGGAUCAGAGUUUAUACGACGCGUAGCGGAGUAUUUUUGACGAACUUCGAGAUGUUUGGAAAUUUGGUCAAACACUGUCUU
Orbicella faveolata is the source of this 1766-nucleotide messenger RNA. Its product is annotated as mitochondrial substrate carrier family protein ucpB-like. The record is from RefSeq and is a predicted model, not a curated record. Lineage: Eukaryota; Metazoa; Cnidaria; Anthozoa; Scleractinia; Merulinidae.